Molecule: messenger RNA, 993 nt
Organism: Arachis ipaensis
Lineage: Eukaryota; Viridiplantae; Streptophyta; Magnoliopsida; Fabales; Fabaceae
Product: putative lipid-binding protein AIR1B
Source: RefSeq, a predicted model, not a curated record
CUUUCAACCAUCUAGUCAUUCAUCACACUCAUAUCAAAUUAACAAACACAAAAACCAAUUAACAAAAUUGUGUGAUAUAUAUCAUCAAUGGCUGCUUCUUAUUAUAAGGGCAUCAAUGUUGCAUCAACUUAUGUAGUAGCCUUAAUGUUAUGCUUCAAUCUACUAUCAUUGACUAAGGUGAGUUCCAACUAUGUCAUUCCUACAAUUCCAAUACCUAUUGAAAAGGGUACAUGCCCUAUAGAUGCCCUUAAGUUAGGGGUGUGUGCCAAUGUGUUGAACUUGGCUAAGGUCAAAUUAGGGUCACCACCAACCCUACCAUGUUGCAAUCUCAUUAAGGGUUUGGCUGAUCUUGAAGCUGCUGCUUGCCUUUGCACUGCCCUCAAAGCCAAUGUCCUUGGACUCAACCUUGAUGUUCCUCUUUCCUUGAGCCUCAUUCUCAACAAUUGUGGAAUUAACAACAGUGCUUUCAAGUGUAAUUAAGUAUUAAACUCAUCAUUGUUGUUUAAUUAAUUUGUUAUAUAGUAUUCUUAUAUAUAUAUAUCUAGUAUGUCUGGUAUUCGUUUGGUCAUUGAGACAUGACACAAAUACAAAGACAGAGAGAUCGAAAAUGUAUGUAUUUCAAUUACUUUUCUAUUUUAAAAAAAUAUUUAUUAAGAAAUAGGCUAUUUUAUAUUCAUAUUUUUAACUCUAAAUAUAUUUUCGUGUCUCUUUGUCUUUGUAUUUAUAUCAUAUCUCAUUUGUCAAACAAGUAUAUAUGUGCAUGUUUGUUGCUAAUUUUGUGUGUGUGUGUGUGUUUUUUUUAGUUGUGUGUUAAUGUAGUUUUUCUUCUUGAGUGCUUACCAUGCAUGUUUGUGUUUUUCAAGUGUAUAUGGAAGAUUACUCAUCCUCCUUGCUCUCAUCAGUUUCUUCUAUUGUCUAUUUAAUUAAUGCAUGGUUUAAUAAUGUAUAUAUUGAGUAAAAUAAAAAAUGUACUACUUGUAAUUAUUCUUGUUA